Protobothrops mucrosquamatus (brown spotted pit viper) is the source of this 1956-nucleotide messenger RNA. RefSeq lists its product as uncharacterized. Gene Ontology annotation, molecular function: G protein-coupled receptor activity; olfactory receptor activity. The coding region runs from base 1 to 1956 and encodes 651 amino acids. Gene Ontology annotation, cellular component: membrane. NCBI's taxonomy places the organism in Eukaryota, Metazoa, Chordata, Lepidosauria, Squamata, Viperidae. Gene Ontology annotation, biological process: G protein-coupled receptor signaling pathway. The transcript is spliced from 4 exons. The record is from RefSeq and is a predicted model, not a curated record.
AUGUCUUGGGACAGCAUUAUGACUUCUUCUAAUAAGACUGCCAGCCCCCCAAUUUUCCUCCUGACAGGCUUUCCUGGGCUAGAAAAACACCAUUUCUGGAUUUCCCUCCCCAUCUGCUCCAUGUACUUGGUGGCCCUCACAGGGAACUGCACCAUCCUCUUCGUCAUCAGGACGGACCAAAGCUUCCAAGAGCCCAUGUACUAUUUCCUGUCCAUGCUGGCCCUCUCGGACCUGGGCUUGUCCUUCGCCACUUUGCCCACCAUGCUGAGUGUCCUGUGGUUCAACCACCGUCAGAUCCACUUUGAUGCCUGCUUGGUCCAGAUGUAUUUCAUCCACACUUUCUCCAUUCUUGAGUCGGGUAUUCUAAUCUCUAUGGCCUUUGAUCGCUUGGUGGCCAUCUGGAACCCUCUGAGAUACACCAGUGUCUUGACCCAUGAGGCGGUCAUCAAGAUUGGGGCGGGGGUAGCCCUUCGAGCUGCCUUCCUUGUCUUCCCAGCCUCCUUCCUCCUGAAGCGCCUGGAGUACGGGAGGGUCAACGUCCUCUCCUAUUCCUUCUGUUUGCACCAGGACAUUCUGAAGGUGACCCUCUCAGACCGAAGGAUCAGCAGCGUCUACGGCUUGAUGGUGGUGGUGUCUUCUAUGGUUCUGGACUCUACGUUGCUUGUGUUGUCAUACGUUAUGAUCCUCAAAACCGUGUUAAGCAAAGCCUCUAAGGCAGAACGUCUCCGAGCCUUGAAUACCUGCAUCUCCCAUAUCUGUGCUGUCCUGACCUUCUAUACGCCAAUGAUUGGGCUCUCCAUGAUCCAUCGUUAUGGGAAAAAUGCUCCUCCGGUGGUUCACAUCCUCAUGGCCAAUGUCUACCUUUUAGUGCCGCCCCUUAUGAACCCCAUUGUCUACAGUAUAAAAACCAAACCGAUCCGCACGAAGAUCGUUAAGGGUCUCCUGGGAAGGAAAGAGUCUGCCCCAUCUCUUGUCGCCACCCCCUUGGGCAGAGGUACACUUUCUCUAGAGCCACGCGGGAACAAAUCGGUUUCAACAAUCUUCGUCCUGACUGGAAUUCCUGGGAUGGAGGAGAACGUUUGGAUGGCCUUCUUCCUGUUUGUGCUCUCUGUCUCCACGCUGCUUGGAAACAGCCUCAUUCUCGUUGUCAUCAAGAGCGACCGAAGCCUUCACGAACCCAUGUACAUCUUUCUUUCCAUCCUGGCCUGCUCAGAUCUGGGACUCUCCCUGUCCACCUUCCCAACCAUGCUGAGCGUUUACUGGUUUGACUCCAAGGACAUCACAUUUAAUGCUUGCAUCACCCAAAUGUUCUUCAUCCACGCCUUUCACUGGCUGGAGUCUGGCAUUCUGGUGGCCAUGGCCUUUGACCGCCUGGUUGCAAUCCGCGAGCCACUGAGAUACCGAAAUCUCUUCCCAAACACCGUUGUGGCAAAAAUAGGAGUAGCCGCUGCAGUUCGAUGUAUCUCUGUCUCCUUCCCGGUUCCCUUUCUGAUUAGGCGUCUACAUUUCUGCAAAUCCAGGAGACUUUCUCACACCUACUGUCUCCAUCCUGACGUAAUGAAGCUGGCCUGUGCAGACAUUAAGGUCAAUAUCUUGUAUGGUUUGAUUGUCAUCAUUUUUACGUUGGGGUUGGAUGUGGUCAUCAUCCUCGCCUCGUACGUUGUGAUUUUGAAGACGGUUCUAGGCAUGGCAUCCCGCCAAGGACGUCUCAAGGCUCUGAACACUUGUGUCUCCCACGUUUGUGUCAUCCUCAUUUUUUACAUCCCCAUGAUCUGCGUCAGUCUGCUCCACCGGUACGGGAAGCACCAGCACUCCAUGGUCCACCUGCUGAUGGCCAACAUCUACAUUGUGGUCCCACCUCUCCUUAAUCCCAUCGUCUACAGCCUGAAGACCCAGCAGAUUCGGAAGAGAAUGUACAACAUUUUUGCAAGGAAGAAAAGCAGGAUUUUACAAUAG